Lemur catta (Ring-tailed lemur) is the source of this 1521-nucleotide messenger RNA. It is a transcript of the gene ACOT7, whose product is annotated as acyl-CoA thioesterase 7. Lineage: Eukaryota; Metazoa; Chordata; Mammalia; Primates; Lemuridae. Gene Ontology annotation, molecular function: long-chain fatty acyl-CoA binding. The record is from RefSeq and is a predicted model, not a curated record. Gene Ontology annotation, cellular component: nucleoplasm; extracellular exosome; cytosol. Gene Ontology annotation, biological process: palmitic acid biosynthetic process; acyl-CoA metabolic process.
GGGGCCCGCGCGAGGAGGCCGCGUUCGAUUCGCCCCCGGCGCGCAGGCCCCGCCUCCCCGGCGGCGCGGCUCCGCCUCCGCCCUCCCCCUCCAUGGCGCCGCCCCGGCUCAUUCAUUCCGCGCCCGGUCUGCGCGACACCUGCACUCUUCCGCCGCCGCCGCCCGCCGCUGCCGCAGCCAGCAUGUCGGGCCCAGCCGCCGAGACGCCGUCCGCCAUCCAGAUCUGCCGGAUCAUGCGGCCAGAUGAUGCCAACGUGGCCGGCAAUGUCCACGGGGGGACCGUCCUGAAAAUGAUCGAGGAGGCAGGAGCCAUCAUCAGCACCCGGCACUGCAACAGCCAGAACGGGGAGCGCUGCGUGGCGGCCUUGGCCCGGGUGGAGCGCACCGACUUCCUGUCCCCCAUGUGCAUUGGCGAGGUGGCUCAUGUCAGCGGGGAGAUCACCUACACCUCCAAGCACUCUGUGGAAGUCCAGGUCAACGUGAUGUCUGAAAACAUCCUCACAGGUAUCAAAAAGCUGACCAAUAAGGCCACGCUGUGGUAUGUGCCCCUGUCGCUGAAGAAUGUGGACAAGGUUCUGGAGGUGCCGCCUGUUGUGUAUUCCCGGCAGGAACAGGAGGAGGAGGGCCGGAAGCGCUAUGAAGCCCAGAAACUGGAGCGUAUGGAGACCAAGUGGAGGAACGGGGACAUCAUCCAGCCUGUCAUGAACCCAGAGCCGAACACCGUCAGCUACAGCCAGUCCAGUUUGAUCCACCUGGUGGGGCCUUCGGACUGCACCCUGCACGGCUUUGUGCAUGGAGGUGUCACCAUGAAGCUCAUGGAUGAGGUGGCGGGGAUCGUGGCUGCACGCCACUGCAAGACCAACAUAGUCACGGCUUCUGUGGAUGCCAUCAAUUUUCACGACAAGAUCAGAAAAGGCUGUGUCAUUACCAUCUCUGGACGCAUGACCUUCACGAGCAACAAAUCCAUGGAAAUCGAGGUCUUGGUGGACGCUGACCCCGUGGUGGACAACUCACAGAAGCGCUACCGGGCCGCCAGCGCCUUCUUCACUUACGUGUCCCUGAGCCAGGAGGGCAAGCCGCUGCCCGUGCCCCAGCUCGUGCCCGAGACCGAGGACGAGAAGAAGCGCUUUGAGGAAGGCAAAGGGCGGUACCUGCAGAUGAAGGCGAAGCGACAGGGCCAAGCAGAGCCUCAGGCCUAGACCCCUCCUCCUGCCGCCAGGCCUCGAGGAGCUACGGCAACAGACCCUGUGUCCUGUCACUUAGAAGUUACCCCCUUGGCCAGAAACCCAAUUCACAUUGAGACCUGGUGUGGUGUGAAGUAUUCGUAUCGCAGUGUUAACCUAUACUCUUUCCUGAAAACCUACACACCAAAGCUUUAUUUAUAUCAUUCCAGUGUAAACGCUACACAGUAUUGUCCCAAACGCAGGAGGCAUUCCACGGAAACCCUCGGGAGUGCUCCCGAGCACGCUGCGGGUAUGUGCAGGAUCCAGCACUGCUAAUAAAAUCGCUGUUUGGCUGGAA